Chlamydomonas reinhardtii is the source of this 754-nucleotide messenger RNA. RefSeq lists its product as uncharacterized. Bases 105 to 467 code for a protein of 120 amino acids. Lineage: Eukaryota; Viridiplantae; Chlorophyta; Chlorophyceae; Chlamydomonadales; Chlamydomonadaceae. The transcript has 2 exons. The record is from RefSeq and is a predicted model, not a curated record.
GCAUGGGCGAGCGAGCGACGGCAGCAGGUGGCAAGCUGUAGUGCCUCACUAGGUGCGUCUGCCUUUUACUUGGAAUCCUGCCUUUGUGAGGUCUUGUCGCAGGCAUGGUCACCAGAGAUGGCGCCGACACGCGGCCCGCCGGGCGCAGCCUCUUACAGGCAACGGCCCCCGGUAGCAGCAGUAGCAGCGAUGGUGGCGGCAGUAGCAGCGGCGGUGGCGGCAGUAGCAGCGGCGGCGGCGCUAGUGCAGAGGCGGCCGCCAUUGGGCAGGCCCUGGCGGCGGGGGACGUGCAGUCGGCGGCGCGGGCCAUCGCACUGGCCACAAAAGAGGGCAACACCGCUGCGGUGGCGUGGGCGCUGGCGGUGGCCGCCGCCUCAGGCAACAGCGCCGCAGUGGCGCAGGCGGUGUCGCUGGCGGUGACGCAGCAGGGAGCCAACGCAACAGCGCUCGCGCAGGUGAUGUGUUAGGAAACACAAGGGAAGAGACACGCGCAGGUGUGUGUGUCUGUGUGUGUCUGUGUGUUCGUUCAUGUCGUACAUGUGUUGCACAGAGUCUUGUGUUGUGCUGGGUUUUCUUGCGUGCUGUGCUCGGUUUAACAUAGUUCGUACCGUGUGCUGCAUGGCUGAUGGCUGCCCCCACAAGCACGCAGGCCCUGCCGACCGCAACUAGCCCCACAGCCGGCGGAGGGCGGGUGGGUGAGCUCCGCACAGACCCCGCUGCCGUAACACGAGCUGUGUUGUAAUCCUUGGCGCUC